Molecule: messenger RNA, 706 nt
Organism: Papaver somniferum (opium poppy)
Lineage: Eukaryota; Viridiplantae; Streptophyta; Magnoliopsida; Ranunculales; Papaveraceae
Product: major latex protein 146-like
Exons: 2
Coding region: 37-522 (161 amino acids)
Biological process (GO): defense response
Source: RefSeq, a predicted model, not a curated record
GCAUUUUCAUUCCUUCACUGAGGAGGUUGCAUUAUAAUGGCUGGAAACCGUAAGUUUGAGGUUGAAUUUAAAGUUAAGUGCUCUGCAGACAAGUUUUACUCUAUGAUGACUCGUGAUGUACUCAAGCUUCCAAAAUAUGCUCCUCGUAUUAUCCACAAUAUCCAAAUUCUCUCCGGAGACGGUGAACUUCGUUUGGGAAGUGUUUCUGUUUGGGACUAUGUGCUGGAUAAUAAACCUUCUGGUGUCAGGACGAGAGCAAAGAUAACGGCAAUGGACCAUCAAAACAUGUCAUUAACUUUCACAGCUCUUGACGGAUAUCUCACGGACGAUUACACGAGUUUCACUAACACACUUACUACCACAAUACCAACACAGAGGGAUGGAAACUAUAAUUGCCUUGUCAAGUGGUCUGUGCAAUAUCAGAAAGCAAAUGAUAAUGUAGCUGAUCCAACUUACUUUAUGAAAAUGCUGGAAGAUUUUACCAAGGAAUUGGAUACCAAUCUGCUCAAGGGAGCAGCGUAGACAAGAUUGGUCAUCUACUGAUCUACAUAUAUAUACAUAUGAUUGAAGGAAGCUACAUGUUUGUGCUUCAUGUUUAAACAUAUUAGACACAUAUAUUGUGAUAUGGAUUUACCAGAUAUACUUAUCUAAUUUAAUUAAGUAAAAUAUAAUAAUAUUGCUUAAGCAUGGUGAGAAUAUUUGGCAA